AUGGACCUAACCAAGAAGCGCAAGCUCGACGAGAACGGCGUCGUUCUGGACACCGACCCCUCCUCCGUCCCCAAGCUCGACCGCGAAGACGCCCGCAAAAUCAUCGAGCGAUUCAGCCCCGAUCAGCUCAUCGACGUCCUCCUCGACGCCAUCUCCCGCCACUCCGACGUCCUCGACGCCGUCCGAUCCAUCGCCGAUCCCGACACCGCCCAGCGCAAGCUCUUCAUCCGCGGCCUCGGUUGGGACACCACCACCGAGGGCCUCCGCAGCCUCUUCUCCGCCUACGGCGAGCUCGAGGAGGCCAUCGUCAUUCUCGACAAGAACACCGGCAAGUCCAAAGGCUACGGCUUCGUCACCUUCAAGCACGUCGACGCCGCAUACCUCGCCCUCAAGGAGCCCAGCAAGAAGAUCGACGGCCGCAUGACCGUCACGCAGCUCGCCGCCGCCGGCAACCAGGGCGGCGGCGGCGGCGGCUCCACCACCGCGUCAGUGAACCCGGUGGAUGUGUCGCUUCGGAAGAUUUAUGUGGCCAAUGUGCCGUAUGAGAUGGCGGCGGAUAAGCUGCUGGCGCAUUUCGCUCAGUACGGCGAGGUUGAGGAGGGGCCGCUAGGGUUUGAUAAGCAGACUGGGAAAUGCAAAGGCUAUGCUUUGUUUGUGUACAAGACUCCCGAGGGAGCACAGAAGGCGCUUGUGGAUCCGAUUAAGAACAUUGAGGGCAGGCAGUUGAAUUGUAAAUUCGCUAGCGAUGGGAAGAAGCCGAAGAUGGGCGGUGGUGCCGACGGAGGCAGUCAGGGUCAGGGGCCUGUAGGUGGACCGAAUGCCCAUGGAGAUGGGAUGGGCAUGGCUCCUCCCUCGUCGAUGCCUGGCCAGUAUGGCGGGCCGGGCGGGUUUGGGUAUGGAGGGUUUUCAGGUGGGCAGCCUCCGUUGGGGCAUCAUCAUCUGGGUGGACCGGGGCUGUCAUCUUUGGGAAAUCAAGGGCCGGGUAGUGGUGGGUAUGGUUCUGGAUUGGGUGGUCCUUAUAAUUACGGUGGACCUGGUUCUACUGGAUAUGGUUUGGGUGGUGCUGGUGGGUUGGGUGGAGUUGGUGGUGGAGGCUUGGGUGGGGGAGUACCUGGUAGCGGCACUGGUACUGGGUCAUCUUUGUAUGGACUGCCACCGAGCUCAGGCGGCUUGCCUUCUGGUAGGUAUCCUGAGGGCGGACCCUAUGGCCUGUCAGCAUUUCAGAAUCAACACCACCAGCCAGGCACGUCACCAUUGCCAAGGGUUCCUCCAGGGGGAAUGUAUCCCAGUGCACCUUAUUACUGAGCCACUGAGGUGUAUGACCGCUUAUUGGGAGCUGAUGCUUUAUGUGGUUCUGGUGAUUUGCGUGAUUGCAGAGUAUAUGCUCUCAUUUGAUGAUUGUAUUAGCUGUGCUUUUAUCGCCACUUCCUCUCUUCAUCUGCGCCUUUUAAGAUGUAGGUCAUUUCUGAGUUAUGGUAGUCAGCGUGACUAAAGUAGAUUAGUUUGUAUUCUGUCAGGAACAGAAGUGUUACUUGCUUGUUUAAUACAUUUUUAUUUUAUGAAUUAUAGUU
Messenger RNA from Fragaria vesca subsp. vesca, 1571 nucleotides. Its product is annotated as polyadenylate-binding protein 2-like. The transcript is spliced from 2 exons. Gene Ontology annotation, molecular function: RNA binding. NCBI's taxonomy places the organism in Eukaryota, Viridiplantae, Streptophyta, Magnoliopsida, Rosales, Rosaceae. Bases 1 to 1305 code for a protein of 434 amino acids. The record is from RefSeq and is a predicted model, not a curated record.